Molecule: messenger RNA, 954 nt
Organism: Penicillium cinerascens
Lineage: Eukaryota; Fungi; Ascomycota; Eurotiomycetes; Eurotiales; Aspergillaceae
Exons: 3
Coding region: 1-954 (317 amino acids)
Biological process (GO): mitochondrial respiratory chain complex III assembly
Cellular component (GO): mitochondrion
Source: RefSeq, a predicted model, not a curated record
AUGUCGACCACACGCGCAACAACAUUUUGGACGCGGGAAAUCCGCAGGGUCCGGAUCUGCGGCCUUCAGCGGUCUUUCACCCAACGCGCAUCUAUCUCGACCACGUCGCAGAAGCCCAUCAGCUGCAAUGCUGCUUCGAAGCCCGUCUCGUUGGCAUCUACGCCACGGUCACAAACCCCAAAUUCGCAAUUGCGAUUCACAUUGCCCGUGCGCUCUUACUCUCAGGGAUCUACUGUCUCCCGCCUCGCCAGGAGUGCCGUGUCCCCAGGAGCGUCGGCCGAAACCUAUAUUGCAUACGGAAUGACACAGAAGCUUUUCGAGGCUUGCUCAAGCCAGGCAGACUAUACAAUUCCUCAAGCGUCGCAAAAAGAUAUGCCCGUGCCCACCACCGAAGCGGGUGAACAUCUUGGUGUUGGUGACAGUUGGUGGUAUCGAGAGCUCGGCCUUGUCCCGACGUUUUCAACCUGGUCGCAAAUCACAUUCCUCCACAUGUAUCUUUUGACCGUCCGAUUGCGUGCGCUUCCUACCCGUGAGAGCGUCCAGACUUACUCUCGCCACCUGAUCGAUCAUUUCUCGCACAAUGCAGAACACCGGAUGGAUGUCUUACACGACCUGGGAAGCCGAUCCAUUCGGAAUAAGUACCUAAAGGACCUCUUCAUCCAGUGGCGCGGAAUCAUUGCUGCAUACGAUGAGGGCCUGAUCAAGGGUGACGCCGUGUUGGGAGCUGCUGUCUGGAGGAACCUGUGGAAGGCGAGCUCCACGGGCCCUGAUGGUCAGGAGAUUGAUUGGACAAAAGUCGCGUGGGUGGUCGCUUACAUGCGACGAGUCCUCUCUCAGAUCUCAAAGAUGGACGAAGCCGAUUUGGUCUUCAGUCUGAGUACUGGGGAUGUGAAGAGCUCUGGCAUCUUCGGAUAUUCUGCGCUUGAUAAGCAAAUGGCCGAGGGGACCAAAUGA